Molecule: messenger RNA, 882 nt
Organism: Sorghum bicolor (sorghum)
Lineage: Eukaryota; Viridiplantae; Streptophyta; Magnoliopsida; Poales; Poaceae
Exons: 1
Source: RefSeq, a predicted model, not a curated record
CUUGUUCUCUACGGGCAGCAGAGGCAGAGCACAGCCGGCCGCGCGAGGCAGCAGAAUAAUCGUAUCCUACCGGCUGAGGCUCCUGAGCAUGACGACGGCGUGGUGGUGGUUCGUCGCGAUGAACGCGGUCAUCGUGGCUAUCGCCGUGCUGUCCUCCUCCAGUGGACGGCCGUCUCUUGUACCGACGCCACGACGCCACCGCUCCUCCGGGAUCACGCGCAGGGCCUCCUCGGCGUCGGCGGUGCUGCAGAGCCUCCUCUCUUUCUCCCUCUUCUCCUUCCCGUCGGCUUGCCUGUCGUCGUCGUCGUACCACCUCCAGCCGGACGCCCCCGCCGCCGCUGCGACCACCGACCAAGAAACGACAGAAACAGAGGAGGAGCUGGUGGAGCGGUCAUCACCACCCAUCAAGCCGUCACCGCCACCGCCACCGUCACCGCGCGCGCUCCAGCUCACACCGCCGCCGCCGCCCGCGCCGGCCGGCUACAGAUGAGGCAGCUGACGAGUGACGAGGAGGAAGAGGAGGAGGAGGACCCGAACGCGAUGAGCAUGGACGAGGCUUACGCGCUGGUCCUGGCGUCGCAGGAGCGGCCGGAGCGGGAGAAGGAAGAGGAGGCCAGGAGGUCGGAGGUGGAUGCCAAAGCCGAGGAGUUCAUCCGCUGCUUCAAGGAGGACCUGCGGCACCAGCAGCGGCUCAACUCCAUCGCCAACUACACGCAGAUGCUCAGACGGCGUGCGCCCGCCUGCGGCCGCCGGCGACCAUGCAUAUGCCCCCAAGAUCGCUGAUUAGCUUUGACUCAUGUUUCAAUUUCAACUCGUUUAUUAGGUGUGUUGGUCAGCUUUUUUAGUCGGGCCAAUAAUUAUGUUUUGAUUUUGGUGUUUUGU